CCAAUUGUGAUAAUCGACUAAAAUUCAUAAGUAAUUUUUCUGGUUCUUAUGGAACUGCGAUUGUUACUGAAACUAAGGCAGCUCUAUGGACUGAUGGACGCUACCAUAUUCAGGCAUCAGAAGAAUUAGAUUUAAAUUAUUGGAUUUUGAUGAAAGAUGGCAUUGAAAAUGUGCCUACAAAAGAAGAAUGGCUCCAUUCAGUUUUACAACCAAAAUCAAGAGUAGGCAUAGAUCCCACAUUAAUAUCACAAUUGGCCUGGAAACAACUUGAGCAAUGUUUAAAAAAGAAUAAAUUAAUUUUAGUUCCACUUUUAACAAACUUAGUUGAUAUCACCUGGAUAAAUAAACCUACCAAACCAAAUAAUCCAGUUUUUUGUCUAGAUAUCAAAUAUACCGGUAAAAACUGGCAGUCCAAAAUUAACGAUGUAAUAGAUAUUAUAUCCAAACAUAAACCUUGCAAAGUUAGCUCAUUACUUAUUUCUGCUCUCGAUGAAAUAGCUUGGUUACUAAACUUGAGAGGAAGUGAUGUGCCCUAUAAUCCAGUCUUCUUUUCCUACAUGAUCAUAAAUGUGUGCCCAAUUAAGUUCAAGCAAGAAUCUACACAAUAUAUAAAUGGAUCCCAUACACGACCAGAAAUUAUCCUAUUUUAUGGGGAUGGAAAAGGAUUGAACGAUGAAGUGAUGGAUCAUUUGGGAAUGGAUAAUCUUGAAAUUAAGGAGAAAUUCAAUGUUAUGAUCCUACCCUAUUCUUCAGUCUACGCUUACGUCAAAAACAUCGAUUGGGUUGUUAUGGGAGAAGAUUACAAAAUCUGGGUCAGUCCUCAAACAAAUCAAGCCCUCUGCGAUUCGAUUCCACAUUCCGACCUGAAGGAUUCGGAUAUCGACCAUCUAAUCAUCGAGACGUGCCCUGUCAUGAACCUUAAAGCCAUCAAAAAUGAUACGGAAAUUGAAGGAGCUAAAAAAGCUCACCUAUUAGACGCCAUUACACUUUGCGAAUUUUUCGCGUGGUUAACGCUCAACGUUUCCUCGGCCUACCCUAAAAUUACGGAAGUGAACGCUGCCGCCAAAUUAUUGGAAAUCAGGACUUUGACUUGCAAUUCCGAACUUUCCAAACCGUUUAUGGGAUUGAGUUUUGCUACGAUAUCUUCGUCGGGACCUCAUUCGGCAGUCAUUCAUUAUCAUCCAAACGAAUUAACUGACCGCGCCCUAAGCCCACAAGAAGUUUAUUUAUGCGAUUCAGGAAGCCAAUACACGUAUGGCACAACCGACGUUACUAGAACAUUGUAUUUAGGCACCCAGGAACCUGACACGGAACUUAAGAAAAACUAUACUCUCGUUUUGAAGGGCCAUCUAGCUUUAACCCGGGCAGUAUUCCCUAAGAAUUGCAAAGGCUAUCGUUUAGACGUAUUAGCCAGGCAAUACCUAUGGGACAAUGGAUUGGACUAUCUGCACGGCACUGGGCAUGGCGUGGGAUCUUUCCUAAAUGUGCACGAAGGUCCAGCCGGCAUCAGCACCAGGCCGAGUUCUUACGAUUGUGAUGCAUUCGGUUUACAAGAAAAUAUGCUCAUGACCAUAGAGCCAGGCUAUUACGAGGCCCAAAAUUAUGGGAUAAGGAUAGAAAAUACUUGUUACGUGAUCAAAGCGAAGACUAAAAACAAUUUUAACGAAAUACCAUUUUUAACGUUCGAAUCCUUAACUCUCGUACCCUAUCAAUCAAACCUUAUUGACCAAAAGCUAUUGACCCAGCAAGAGAUAAACCAAAUAAAUGAAUAUCACCGGCUUUGUAGAGAUUUGGUUGGAAAGGAACUCGAACAAUUAGGAAAAUUAGACGCUUUGAAUUGGUUGAGAAAUCAAGCCAUGCCCAUACCUGAUAAGAAAAUUUCAUAAAUCCUAUAAUUUUGUUUUGUGAAUCAUAAAUUAUUUACGAAUGUUUAUAAAAUUUGCAUUAUAAGUAUUAAAUCUAUAAUUGGCAUUACUUGACGAGCAUCAUUUACAAUUCUUGGGUUAUGAUAAUUAUAAUAUAAUGUAAUUAAAUAAGGAUAUCAAAUGGCCCGUACUUAAUAUACAAAUUAUGCUAUAAAAGAGCGGGUGAAGGGAAGGGAGGAUAUAGCUAGA
Molecule: messenger RNA, 2114 nt
Organism: Gordionus sp. m RMFG-2023
Lineage: Eukaryota; Metazoa; Nematomorpha; Gordioida; Chordodea; Parachordodidae
Product: xaa-Pro aminopeptidase 1-like
Exons: 16
Coding region: 150-1886 (578 amino acids)
Molecular function (GO): metalloaminopeptidase activity
Source: RefSeq, a predicted model, not a curated record